Drosophila ficusphila is the source of this 735-nucleotide messenger RNA. Its product is annotated as fibrinogen C domain-containing protein 1-like. Lineage: Eukaryota; Metazoa; Arthropoda; Insecta; Diptera; Drosophilidae. The annotation marks the transcript as partial. The transcript is spliced from 2 exons. The record is from RefSeq and is a predicted model, not a curated record.
AAACAAACUGAUCAGAUCAAGCAAAAAUCUGUUCAGAUAACGAACAUAUUUAAUGCUUUGGCAGUUUCCGUUCCCCCAACACGGUGGCUUACAAUUCAGAGGCGUUGGGAUGGAUCCGUUAAUUUCCAUCGCAGCUGGGAGGAAUAUAAGAACGGAUUUGGGAAUGUUCAAGGAGAGUUUUUUAUUGGGCUCGAAAAAUUGCAUAUCAUGACCUCUGCGCAACCUUACGAACUUCACAUAAAAAUUGGCAAGAUUGAUAGAUCCAUAGGUUACGCUAAUUACGAUGACUUCCAAAUUGGUGGCGAGGAUGAAUCAUACAUGCUUAAAACUUUGGGAAAAUAUUCUGGAACAGCAGGAGACUCGUUGACUCGUCAUAAGGGAAUGAAAUUCACCACAUUUGACCGAGACAAUGACAAUAUUAAUAAAAUUAAUUGCGCACGUUCAGAAGCUGGAGGCUGGUGGUUCGAUAAAUGUGCCUACAGUACGCUUAAUGGAAAAUACUACAGUGACGGCCAUUGCGACAUAACUAAUGGCAUUUUUUGGGGUUCAUUCCAAAAUAAUGCCUGGAACAUUUCCUUAACAUUCACUGAAAUGAUGAUAAGACCUAAAUUCGAAUAAUUUUACCAAAAUAAAAAAAGCUUCAGAAAGACAACGCUUUUAUACCCUUGCAGUCAUAACUUAAUUCUAUGUAAACAAGAUUAUUGCCUAAUUGUUCAAUAAAUAAUAUCAGCUUAA